AAGACGAAAAUUAUGGCGGAUGUGUCGACGUUUCCAGACAAAAAACAUGGACAGUUUGCUGUAGAUUUGACACACAUCGAAUCACAGCAUGAAAACAACCGUCCAGAUAUCAUAAUGGAAAACUCCGACAUGUCUUCAAAGGAUGAAUUUCAAUUCGUUUCUUCGAGUGGUGGCUCUCCAACACUCGAAGGAUCAAUAAGCCAAGGAAUACCACAAACAGAUACUAGCUUUGGGGUGAAGAACCGAGGGACAACAUCAAAGUACUUGGAGAAUAAGGGAUUUGGAUGGCUUCUUGAAGAAGAGGACAUUGAUGAAGAAGACCAGAAGCCUUUGUUAGAAGAGCUAGACAUUGAUCUGAAAGAUAUCUACUACAAGUUGCGAUGUGUUCUGUUCCCGCUGCCUAGUCUCGGCUUCAAGCGACACGUCGUACGGGAAAGUCCAGACUUCUGGGGGCCACUCUUUGUUGUUCUUUUGUAUUCAGUCAUUUCCCUGUACGGCCAGUUUAGAGUGGUCUCAUGGAUUUUGACAAUUUGGAUCUGUGGAUCUGUGAUUAUCUUCUUACUGGCAAGAGUACUUGGAGGAGAAGUGAGUUACUCACAGUGUCUCGGUGUGAUUGGCUACUCCAUAUUACCUCUGUUGGUGAUUGCCUCCAUCCUGCCUGUGUUCCGCUCUCUCUACUACGUCAGCAUGUUGUUAAAGUUAUUUGGUGUGGUGUGGGCAGCUUACAGUGCAGGAUCCUUGUUAUGUGUUCAAGAACUUCAACACAAAAAACCUUUGCUUUUCUAUCCAGUGUUUUUGCUGUAUAUUUACUUUUUGUCCCUGUAUACUGGAGCGUAACAUUUAAAACCACAGUGCGUUGUGUAAAUAUGUACAGUUGGGGGGGGAGGGUACACUUCCAAUGACUUUGAAACACACACGUUAUUCUCUCGAGGGAUUCUUCUGGAAAAGGGCGGGACGUAAUCCAGUGGUAAAGCGCUCCCUUGAUGCACGGUCGGUCUAGGAUUGAUCCUCGUCAGUGGGCCCAUUGGGCUAUUUCUCAUUCCAGGCAGUGUAUAAUGACUGGUAUAUCA
Molecule: messenger RNA, 1070 nt
Organism: Gigantopelta aegis
Lineage: Eukaryota; Metazoa; Mollusca; Gastropoda; Neomphalida; Peltospiridae
Product: protein YIPF4-like
Exons: 6
Coding region: 13-837 (274 amino acids)
Biological process (GO): vesicle fusion with Golgi apparatus; endoplasmic reticulum to Golgi vesicle-mediated transport
Cellular component (GO): membrane; trans-Golgi network
Source: RefSeq, a predicted model, not a curated record